UUUCAGUUACAGAGGAGGGGGUAUAGCUUCUUCCUCACGUCAACAGGGAAGAAUAAAAUUCGAAAAAAUCAACGUGAAUAACAAUUUCGAUCAAGUGUGUGCGAUUUCCAAGCAACUGUUGGAUUUCAUCGCCUCAUCUCACUAAUUCGUACCAUUCAUCAGAAAGACAUUCCCAAUCCCAGUUUAGUGUUCAAUCAAAUCUUCGUGAAGGGUUCUAUCUAGCUAGUAUUAUGGCUGACACGAAAGCAAAGGAAGCUAAAAUCUCGGUAAAAGUAAUUAUAGACAAAGUGAAUAGGAGAGUGGUGUACGCUGAAGCUGACCACACUUUUGUUGACAUUCUAUUCAGCUUCAUGACACUACCAUUGGGAACAAUUGCCAGAAUAUUGGGGAAACACAAUGACCAAAAGUUUGAGGCUCUUGGGAACUUGAAAAAUCUGUACCAGAGCCUGGAGAAUUUUCCUGAGUGUUACCUAUCGACCGAAGAAUGCAAACAUAUGCUUCUUAACCCCAGAAGUCUGUCAUAUGAUCAUUGUAGAAAUCUUAAACUGCAAAUAGACGAUACAGAGCCCUUAAUAUACUUUCAAUGUGCUGCAUGUGCAGGCUAUUCCUGUCAAUCAAUGUAUAGCACUUGUACAAAAGCGAAAUGCGGAAAUUGUGGCAAGUUGAUGAAUCAGGAAGUUCCAUACCAGAAACCCAAAGUGUGUGUUGGUAGUGGUAGUGUAUUCGUUUCUGAAAGGGCAACGUUUAUUGUAACCGAUGAUCUUUGUGUGAUGCCUUAUACUUCUGCAAACAGCAUUCGGUUGCUGACUGGUCUUGGAAUUACCGAUAAGAGCUGCUUAGAGGAUCUUAUGUUAGAUAUGGGCCGUGAACAGAUUGUUAAUCUUUUAAAGGUGGCCCUAUCACUCGAUGCUGUGUUCACUUAUUUAGUUUUCAACAGAGUUGUUCCUGGCCAAAGCAGUAUACUUCAUCAAACCGAUAUGAAGAAAGAGGAAUCAGCAACUCCAAAGAUGCGUCUGGAAGUAUCUUUGCAAAAGUCAACUGGAAAGCUCUUAUUUGUAGAAGCCGAAGAAGAUUUUGUUGACUUUCUUUUCAGUGUUUUAUCAAUUCCUUUAGGAACGGUAAUUGGGGAACUGCUUAAAGGGGCUUCUUCUGUAACUUGCAUUGAUAAUAUUUUCAAAAGCGUUUCAAAUAUGAGUGUAGGAAGAAGACACCUUAAGUCGCAUGAUAUCAAGGAUAUGUUACUUAAACCUCAUAUUGGUCAACAGUAUUCUUCAAGACACCAGUUUUUUCCAUUGUCAUGCACCCCGUUAUGUUGGAGGGAUUGUUUUCAUAAAGAUCCAAGGAUAGACAACGGACUCCUAAAACAAUCUGGACUGUUUAUUGUGACAGACGACUUGAUUGUAACCCCAUCCUCGUCAUAUUCAACUCUGAAUACUCUAAACGAUUUGAAAGUCCCAUUUGAUGAUAUUGAGAAAUAUGAGACUAGCAUUGGAUUAAUAGAGGGCUUAAGAAUGCUGAAAGCAUCGCUAAGAUCUCGCUCCACAUUGACUGAUAGCCUCAACCUUGAUAUACUCAUAAAGUGAAAAUGGAAAUUUAAAGUGUUUUAGUUAAAAUUCGUUCUUGGUUUUUGCAUAAUAUUCUCACGUUAAAACUUGGCUGUCGAAUGUACUUCAAGCAUAUUUAUCGACAUUGGUUUGGUAUUGAAUAUAUUCUAUUAUAAUUACGUA
Helianthus annuus (common sunflower) is the source of this 1727-nucleotide messenger RNA. RefSeq lists its product as uncharacterized. NCBI's taxonomy places the organism in Eukaryota, Viridiplantae, Streptophyta, Magnoliopsida, Asterales, Asteraceae. The transcript has 4 exons. The coding region runs from base 231 to 1583 and encodes 450 amino acids. The record is from RefSeq and is a predicted model, not a curated record.